AUGGCUUCUGAGAAUACUGGUGCAGUUAAAACCCCGAUCAUUCUACUCAAUCCAGCCAGCAACCCUGCAGGACGACCAAAGGAGAAGAAAGCAACAAAAAAAGCCAAGGCGCGCAAAGAGCUUCAAGAAACCAAGACCCUUUCGAAGCAGUUGACAACUGUUGGCGACAUAACACUUACAACGCUUCGUGAAUAUGUUGACCAAAAAAAGUUGUCUCUCGCGUCAAUCGACCCAGUCUUUUCGGCUAUUCGCCCGAUGUUUGGAGGGGCCAUAUAUAAACGGCCAAAGGCACGCUUGAAAAGACGUGGAGAAGAGCUGCAAGUUGAAACCAACAUUCGCGCAUACCGUCGUCAUUAUGGCCGCAAGUUCUUUCGGUCAAAUCACUUGAAGACUUGCGAGAUGAACGAUCAACGUUUCAUUUUGAACCCGUUCGGGGAGCUCACGCUCACCGCUGAAGACCGCGCCAGGCUCGUGGAGAUCACCGAUGAGAUCAUCAUGGCCAAGUUCGAGGAGUACGAAGAGCACCUCAACAUCGGCAAGCAGGUGGACCUCAAACGUUGGAAGAAAUUCGCCAAGUCGGGACCUACGACGACGUAUCUGGAGCGCAAGUCUUCGACUCCGAAUACUAAACUCCCCCAGCUGCUGAUGGUCGGGCCACUCCCUGGCACACUCGACGAGAACAUGUUUGGCAUCGUCAACCCGACGAUCGAGUCUAUGAGGAUCAAGUCAUCGUAUUUGAGUGACUUCAACGCUGCGGCUGUACUCGCCACGGUAGUUGAGCCCACUGUAGACGACCCGUUCCGAUCGGUGGUCGUCAAGUGGAUGGAGAUCGACAUCCCACUUGCGUCAAUUGGGCUCGUGCGCAAUCGGGACUAUGUCUACGUCGAGAGUACCGGUAUCCUUCAUCUUCAAAACGGUGAGCGUGUGGGCUACCACUUGUUCCACUCUGUAAACUUUCAAGAAGUCCACGAGUUACCGAACCGAGUACGUGGUAACAUGUCGUUCUGCGGUAUUUUCCACCAAGAGGGUCCGGAUAGAACGGACUGUCGCGGAACUGGUAUCAUGGACCCUGGUGGUGACAUGAUCCGGGCCAUGGCUGUCAUGGGCAUGGUACAAGCCACAAUGGCUGGCUUAAAGUACUCCUACUGUGGUCAGAUGAAGAAGUUAACGUGGUUACUGGAGCAGAAGCAAGGAGAAGCUCGUGAGAGAGGUACACCAGCCUUCAAGCCGUUCUGUGUGACGUGUAUGAAAGGAGUCAAAGCGUCGAGACUGGGUGGCGGAGUUGCAACUUGCAAGCUUUGCUUUGGAGCUGUGUGCAGCUCGUGCAAGAUUUCCAAGAAGCUGAGCUUUAUUGCCCCAGAUUUGAGUCUAACCCAGCGCAAGGUCACAUUUUGCGUCAAGUGCGUGGUCGAGGCGACACAAAUGGAUACACAAGAGGCGGCUCGAGAGCAAUUCGUAUUCAGGAAAAACGCCUCACCCCCGAUGUACGGAAUGUCUGUUGCGUCUGAUAUGAGUACAUGCUCGGAGAGCACGAUGACCUCGGUCACCGGGUAUUCUGGUCAUUCUGGCUAG
Molecule: messenger RNA, 1572 nt
Organism: Phytophthora infestans T30-4
Lineage: Eukaryota; Oomycota; Peronosporomycetes; Peronosporales; Peronosporaceae
Exons: 3
Coding region: 1-1572 (523 amino acids)
Source: RefSeq, a predicted model, not a curated record